This is a messenger RNA of Megalobrama amblycephala (Wuchang bream), 2951 nucleotides long. RefSeq names its product RNA binding fox-1 homolog 3a (gene rbfox3a). The coding region runs from base 290 to 1435 and encodes 381 amino acids. The record is from RefSeq and is a predicted model, not a curated record. Lineage: Eukaryota; Metazoa; Chordata; Actinopteri; Cypriniformes; Xenocyprididae. Gene Ontology annotation, biological process: regulation of alternative mRNA splicing, via spliceosome; nervous system development. Gene Ontology annotation, cellular component: nucleus; cytoplasm. The transcript is spliced from 12 exons. Gene Ontology annotation, molecular function: mRNA binding.
UGUGUGUGUGCGUGUGUGUAAGAGUGUAAGUGAAAGUGCGCAGCCGAGCCUUGAUGACAGAGGGCCCAGGACCGUUCAGACGACUCGCACGCCCGCGUUCAGCCCACCUCCAGAACAGCUGAGAAAAAGACACAGUCCAGAGAAAGAACAGCAAAAGAGCCAGAUAGAAUCAAAAAGACUUCUGCACUAAACAAAGAAGAAGAAGGAGUAGAGGCAGAGUGAAGGUUUCAGAGAGAGAGAGAGAGAGAGAGGGAGAGGGAGAGAUAGAGAGAGAGGAUCUCCCAGCUUAAUGCGCAAAACGUCCCGCUACCACAUGCUGUGCUCAAUGGCCAACACAGGCUGUCUUCUGCUCUCCGGCUCAGGGAUGCUAACUCACUCUCUCCAGUGUCCCCCUGCGUUCCUCUACCUACCCGAGGGUAACCAGGAGGCCCCAGCUCCCCCAGAAGCCAUGGCUCAGCCAUACGCCCCAGCACAGUAUCCGCCCCCUCCACCUCAGAACGGGUUGCCUGGUGAAUACACCCACCCUGGGCAGGACUACACGGGGCCCAGUCCGGUCCCUGAGCACGCCGCAGCCCUCACUAUCUACACACCCACACAGACACACAGCGAGCCACCUGGCACUGACAGCAGCACGCCUUCCCUCACAGGCAAUAGCAGCAUACAACAAGCGGACGACGUGGCACAGACAGACGGCUCCCAGCAGCUUCAGCUCCAGCCCUCAGACUCUUCGGAGAAGCAGCAGCCCAAACGGUUACACGUCUCCAACAUUCCCUUUCGCUUCCGUGACCCAGACCUCCGGCAAAUGUUCGGGCAAUUUGGGAAAAUUUUGGAUGUGGAAAUUAUUUUUAACGAGCGGGGCUCUAAGGGUUUUGGUUUUGUAACUUUCGAAACAAGCGCAGACGCAGACCGCGCACGGGAGAAAUUAAAUGGUACAAUCGUAGAGGGACGCAAAAUUGAGGUAAAUAAUGCAACGGCAAGAGUAAUGACAAACAAAAAAGUGGCCAACCCUUAUACAAACGGCUGGAAGCUGAAUCCAGUGGUGGGAGCUGUCUAUGGUCCUGAAUUUUAUGCAGUGACAGGCUUCCCCUAUCCAACCACAGGGGCGACGGUGGCUUACAGGGGCACCCACUUGAGAGGCAGAGGUCGUGCCGUCUACAACACGUUCCGUGCCGCGCCUCCACCCCCUCCCAUUCCUGCUUACGGAGCUGUGGUUUACCAAGAUGGCUUCUACGGUGCUGAGAUCUAUGGUGGCUAUGCAGCAUACAGAUAUGCCCAACCAGCCGCAGCAGCUGCAGCGGCCUACAGUGACAGCUAUGGCAGAGUCUAUGCAACAGCAGACCCUUAUCACCACACGAUUGGACCUGCAGCCACGUACAGCGUGGGCACUAUGGCUAGCCUUUACAGAGGAGGUUACAGUCGCUUCACACCCUACUAGAGAGAGAAUCAAUCCCCCGACCAAACAAACAAACAAACAAACAAACAAAACACAAACAAACAACCCACCCACCUCCACCUUCAAGGUUCGCAAAGCGCGAACCUUCCCCGAACAGUCACAUUUGGGCUAAAGCUCUGCGUAUCAUCCUGUGGUUAUCCAGCAUUUCUGUUGCUCGGCUAUUGAUUUGGAAUCUGUUUUGUUUGUAUUGAAAUGUGUGGUCCGGGAGGGGAGGGGCUGAGUGACAGAGAGGAGAAGGGCGGGGGGGUGGGGUGCUGUCCAAUGAGUUUUCUCAUUUAGUCGCGGCGUAGAUUUAUGGGCAUGAGCUCAGCUGAUUUAUGUGGACAGGGAGUGGGCCAGGAAGUGAGUUUAUUUGCCUUACUAAAUGGCACAAGAAUGAGCAACUUGAGCAAAACAACAGCAGCGCUAGACUCGCAUACGUAUAUUUGCAGUUUUUGCAUUAAAGGCCCCACUGAACACCCACUUACUAGAAGUGAUGAUGACUGCUAUUCAUUACAAUAUGAAAAGAAAAACCUCUAAGGUUUGCUUAUGCUAUCUGUAAACUACUAAUAUAGCCUUACUAUUUUUCCUCCAGUAAAUAUCAAAGGGAAACAUUCAUUUACAAAUCUCUUAUGGAGUCUAUGAUUGUUUACCAAAAUUAUAUAGUAGUAGUGUUUAAACUGAUAGUUAGCUGUAUGAUGAUGAUUUUCAAGCAAUUCUCUGUCACUCACACCCUCUUUCACUUUAACGUACUGUUAUAUAACUCAAUGAAUUUAUUGUCUGUAUGAUUGCAACUGUCAUUUGGCAAGAUUGAUGUCAAGUUUUUAUUAAUAUUUGGUAAAAAGUAUUCCAUUGCCACAGAUGGACUUAAAAUACCUUUUAGGAUUUUAGUAUUAUUUUGAUAUACUUUAAUUUUUCCAUAAUAAAUUAUUAUUAUUAUUAUUAUUAUUAUUAUUAUUAUUUCCGCUUAUACACCAAUCAUAAUCAUCAUUAUUAUUAAUAUUAUUUUUAUUAUCACUUCCGCUUAUACAACGAUAAUAAUAAUUAUUAUUAUUAUUGUUAUUAUUUCUAUUAUGGUAACACUACAAUAUGGUUUCGUUUGUUAACAUUACUUAACUACAUUAGUAAACAUGAACUAACAAAAAACAAUACUUCUACAGCAUUUAUUGAUCUCUAUUAAUCUUAAUCUUGACAUUUACUAUUACAUUUUUAAGAUCAAAAAUCACUGCACAGUGAACUAAAAUGAACAUAGGCAUUUUAUGAACUAACAUUAACUAAGGUUAAUAUAUGCUGUAAAAAUAUAUUUCUGAUUUUUAGUUGAUUUAACUAAUAUUAAGAAAUAAGAAUUAAUUGUAAAGUGUUGCCAUUUAUAUAUAGUCAAAACCAAAAUUAAUCAGACAUUGAUUUUUUUUUUUUUUUACUAGCGGGUACAGGACACUAUAGUUCAUUUAUGUAAGUGAGGAUAGCAAAAUAAAGUAAACUGUGACAUAUUAUACCCAAAAAUUCUUCAUACAGUGGU